This is a messenger RNA of Carassius gibelio (silver crucian carp), 4536 nucleotides long. RefSeq names its product P-selectin-like. The record is from RefSeq and is a predicted model, not a curated record. Gene Ontology annotation, cellular component: membrane. Lineage: Eukaryota; Metazoa; Chordata; Actinopteri; Cypriniformes; Cyprinidae. Gene Ontology annotation, biological process: cell adhesion; negative regulation of complement activation, classical pathway.
CUGAGCUCCUACAUAAAUGCCCGAAACAGUGAUUAUCAGACCAGUUUCUCAAAUCAGAACCAUCAUAUUAGAGUAUAGAGUAUAGAGACGACCAUUAACAGGACCAUUUCAUAUCUGUACAUCAUUAACAAUGGGCAUCUUCUACAAAGUUGUUCUUAUUUCUUUAGUGUUAAACAUAUGGAGAGGCGCUGAAGGCUGGUCAUACCAUUCCUCAACAAACACUAUGAACUGGGAAUCUGCCAGACACUGGUGCAAGCAGCAUUACACCGACAUGGUAGCCAUCCAGAACAAAGAUGAAAUUUAUCACCUCAACAGUAUCCUUCCAAAAGUCAGUGGAUAUUACUGGAUUGGCAUUCGCAAAAUUAAUGGCAUUUGGACCUGGGUGGGAACUAAUAAGAUGCUUACCAAGGAAGCUGAGAACUGGGCGAAGAAUGAGCCCAAUAAUGGAAGAAAUAAUGAAGAUUGUGUGGAAAUAUACAUUAAAAGAGUGAAAGAUGAAGGUAAAUGGAAUGAUGAAUCCUGCUUAAAGAAGAAGACUGCACUGUGCUACACAGCAUCCUGCAAAGACGACUCCUGUGUCAGUGGCCGAGGAGAGUGUGUUGAAACCAUAAACAGCCAUAAAUGCACAUGCCUUGGGGGUUUCUAUGGAGACCGAUGUGAACAUGUUGUAAAAUGCAAAUCAGAGGACAUCACCGCACCAGAUCAUGCUAGUGUCCAGUGCUCCCAUCCUCAUAAAAACUUCUCAUAUGACUCUCAAUGUGUAUACUCCUGUGAGGAGGGUUAUGAACUAAAGGGUUCCAGAACAACAAGAUGCACUUCUAGCACAGAGUGGUCAAACAAACCACCAACCUGUGAACUUGUUCAAUGUCCAGAGCUGACCAAGCCACAGGAAGGCCAAAUGCAAUGCCAACAUCCCAUGGGCCAGUUCAGCUACCAAUCCACCUGUGAGUUUAUGUGUAAAGAAGGACACACGCUGCGAAACUCCAGCUCUUCCACACUGUUCUGUGGGGCAACGGGACACUGGAAUGAUUCACAACCCACUUGUGAAAUUGUAAAAUGCAAACAAGAGGACAUCACCCCACCAGAUCAUGCUAGGGUCCAGUGCUCCCAUCCUCAUAAAAACUUCUCAUAUGACUCUGAAUGUGAAUAUUUCUGUGAGGAGGGUUAUGAACUAAAGGGCUCCACAACAACAAGAUGCACUUCUAGCACAGAGUGGUCAAACAAACCACCAACAUGUGAACUUGUUCAAUGUCCAGAGCUGACCAAACCACAGGAAGGCCAAAUGCAAUGCCAACAUCCCAUGGGCCGGUUCAGCUACCAAUCCACCUGUGAGUUUAUGUGUAAAGAAGGACACACGCUGCGAAACUCCAGCUCUUCCACACUGUUCUGUGGGGCAACGGGACGCUGGAAUGAUUCACAACCCUCUUGUGAAAUUGUAAAAUGCAAACAAGAGGACAUCACCCCACCAGAUCAUGCUAGGGUCCAGUGCUCCCAUCCUCAUAAAAACUUCUCAUAUGACUCUGAAUGUGAAUAUUUCUGUGAGGAGGGUUAUGAACUAAAGGGCUCCACAACAACAAGAUGCACUUCUAGCACAGAGUGGUCAAACAAACCACCAACAUGUGAACUUGUUCAAUGUCCAGAGCUGACCAAACCACAGGAAGGCCAAAUGCAAUGCCAACAUCCCAUGGGCCGGUUCAGCUACCAAUCCACCUGUGAGUUUAUGUGUAAAGAAGGACACACGCUGCGAAACUCCAGCUCUUCCACACUGUUCUGUGGGGCAACGGGACGCUGGAAUGAUUCACAACCCACUUGUGAAAUUGUAAAAUGCAAACAAGAGGACAUCAACGCACCAGAUCAUGCGAGCGUCCAGUGCUCCCAUCCUCAUAAAAACUUCUCAUAUGACUCUGAAUGUGAAUAUUUCUGUGAGGAGGGUUAUGAACUAAAGGGUUCCAGAAAGACAAGAUGCACUUCUAGCACAGAGUGGUCAAACAAACCACCAACAUGUGAACUUGUUCAAUGUCCAGAGCUGACCAAGCCACAGGAAGGCCAAAUGCAAUGCCUCCAUCCCAUGGGCCGGUUCAGCUACCAAUCCACCUGUGAGUUUAUGUGUAAAGAAGGACACACGCUGCAAAACUCCAGCUCUUCAACACUGUUCUGUGGGGCAACGGGACGCUGGAAUGAUUCACAACCCUCUUGUGAAAUUGUAAAAUGCAAACAAGAGGACAUCACCCCGCCAGAUCAUGCGAGCGUCCAGUGCUCCCAUCCUCAUAAAAACUUCUCAUAUGACUCUGAAUGUGAAUAUUUCUGUGAGGAGGGUUAUGAACUAAAGGGUUCCAGAAAGACAAGAUGCACUUCUAGCACAGAGUGGUCAAACAAACCACCAACAUGUGAACUUGUUCAAUGUCCAGAGCUGACCAAACCACAGGAAGGCCAAAUGCAAUGCCAACAUCCCAUGGGCCGGUUCAGCUACCAAUCCACCUGUGAGUUUAUGUGUAAAGAAGGACACACGCUGCGAAACUCCAGCUCUUCCACGCUGUUCUGUGGGGCAACGGGACACUGGAAUGAUUCACAACCCACUUGUGAAAUUGUAAAAUGCAAACAAGAGGACAUCACCCCACCAGAUCAUGCGAGCGUCCAGUGCUCCCAUCCUCAUAAAAACUUCUCAUAUGACUCUCAAUGUGAAUAUUUCUGUGAGGAGGGUUAUGAACUAAAGGGCUCCAAAACAACAAGAUGCACUUCUAGCACAGAGUGGUCAAACAAACCACCAACAUGUGAACGAGUUGAAUCUAGAGUACAUUGUAAACUGAACAUGAUACAUUUGACCAGAUGUUUUUUAAAACACUUUGAUAUUUUUUCAGCUGUUCAAUGUCCAGAGCUGACCAAGCCACAGGAAGGCCAAAUGCAAUGCCAACAUCCCAUGGGCCAGUUCAGCUACCAAUCCACCUGUGAGUUUAUGUGUAAAGAAGGACACACGCUGCAAAACUCCAGCUCUUCCACACUGUUCUGUGGGGCAACGGGACGCUGGAAUGAUACACAACCCUCUUGUGAAAUUGUAAAAUGCAAACAAGAGGACAUCACCGCACCAGAUCAUGCGAGCGUCCAGUGCUCCCAUCCUCAUAAAAACUUCUCAUAUGACUCUCAAUGUGUAUACUCCUGUGAGGAGGGUUAUGAACUAAAGGGUUCCAGAACAACAAGAUGCACUUCUAGCACAGAGUGGUCAAACAAACCACCAACAUGUGAACUUGUUCAAUGUCCAGAGCUGAUCAAACCACAGGAAGGCCAAAUGCAAUGCCUCCAUCCCAUGGGCCGGUUCAGCUACCAAUCCACCUGUGAGUUUAUGUGUAAAGAAGGACACACGCUGCGAAACUCCAGCUCUUCCACACUGUUCUGUGGGGCAACGGGACACUGGAAUGAUACACAACCCUUUUGUGAAAUUAUAAAAUGCAAACAAGAGGACAUCACCCCACCAGAUCAUGCGAGCGUCCAGUGCUCCCAUCCUCAUAAAAACUUCUCAUAUGACUCUGAAUGUGUAUACUCCUGUGAGGAGGGUUAUGAACUAAAGGGUUCCAGAACAACAAGAUGCACUUCUAGCACAGAGUGGUCAAGCAAACCACCAACCUGUCAAAUUAUUCACUGCCCAGCCCUUGACAGUCCUGUCAAUGGAGAGCUGAACUGCACCUCCAGCUUUAAUUACGGGAGCAAAUGCAGCUUGAGUUGUGUUGAAGGAUUCCAGCUCCAGGGAGCUUCAGAGAUCAGCUGUACAAAAACAGCAAAGUGGAGUCAGGAACCACCUCACUGUGAAGCAAUGGUCUGCCCACAACUUCAUGAGCCUAUUAAUGGGCAUAUAAACUGCUCAUCUGAAGAGUCCACCUUUAACACCGUCUGCAUCUUCAGCUGUCAUGAAGGCCACCAACUCGAAGACCACAGUAACGAGAUCGUGAUGUGCAACUACAAUGGGAGCUGGUCAGGGGAAGUGGCAGUGUGUCAAGCUUCUCCUGAUCCCUCUGCAUCACCCUUCGAAGUGACAGAAGUGACUCUUGGGGUUGGAGGUGCUGUCGGCGCCUCCAGUCUGGGCUUAGUUCUCUGGAUACUGAAGAGACUGAGGAGAAAAGCUAGCAAUUUUGACCUAAACAGUACCUCGGAUACUGAGGAUCCACCACAGUUUUAUAAGAACAGUGUUGACAGUCUCAUAUAGACCAAAAUACCAUCAAAUAGCAGACAGUAUAUAAGGACAACUGCCUCGCUGGAAUAAAAAUGUAUGUCAUCACAAAUGAUUUGAGACACUUGGAUAUUUUAAACUUUGAGCGGCAAUUUCAGUUACUAGGCAACAGUAACUGAAUGUAAUUUCUCCUUCCCAACGGAAGCGUUAAUUAUUUACUUGACUGAACAUAUUGUUCUGUAGCCUACUAUUUAAAUGUCCUAUUUUUAUGUUAUUAAUAUACACAUUUCUUGUACUAUUUAUUGUUCUUAAACCCUAUUGGUCCUAUUAAACUGUUUUAACAUAUAAACCAAUAAAGUGUGACAUUUAUGACAUCA